This is a messenger RNA of Klebsormidium nitens, 2550 nucleotides long. Lineage: Eukaryota; Viridiplantae; Streptophyta; Klebsormidiophyceae; Klebsormidiales; Klebsormidiaceae. The record is from the annotation of a GenBank genome assembly.
AUGGAGUUGGGCGCGCGAUUUCUGGUGCAGGAUCACUUGAACUACGACGUGCUUCUGGGGACCUCAUCCAUGAAGAAAGUCAACGGGGUGAUAAACUUCCCAAAAGGGAGGUUUGAAUUCCAACUCUCCCAUAGUCACAAAAUUGUCUCGCUAAAUCUUAUAAUGCCGCCAAAGCGGGGUCGAGUGCUUUCCCAGGUCCAGAUGAUGACUCUGCCAGAGUCGGCCGGAAAGGAGCCCCGAAAAGACGCCCGGUACGACUCCAGCGAGGGGAUCCCUGAGCUUCCGCAGGUGGCCAUCGCUGAGAACUUACAGCGGAGACGAAUUAAAGGGAUACCCGAAGGCAUCCACCCUGAAUGCUGGCGCAGGUAUACAAUUACGCAAGCGGGGCCGCCCACUUAUUACUACCCCGGCUGUGCAGAAGAUGACUCCGACUCUGGAGGAGGGGAAUCGGACGCCGAAGGAACGGAAACGCAGGAGAGCGACCCCGACGAAGAAGACGCCGGGAUGCCCGGGCUGCUACCCCCGGACGAAGGACCCCCGGAGCCGCCGCAGGUUACUGACGACACCGUGACGUCAGCCCUCGCUUUCUCCGCUCUAACGACGGAGCGCCAAGCCGGCGAGGCAACCCUCCCAAGCGCGCCUCUGAUGCAGGAGGAAUGCGCCGUACGAAUCACCUUCGCGGAAAGCGGGGACGAACAGGACUCCUUGGGCUUUUCUGACUGCGACGAAAGCGCAGAGGAAGAGUGGCAUGAGUCAGCACUCUUGUCCUGGAUGGCAGAAGCUCGGGCAGAGGAAACAGACCUUCCCACGUUGGCGGAGGUCUUGGACAAUUUUGUUGCCCUUAACAUCAUCCUGCCCAGCGCUCCCUGGACCAAUGGUCGGGCGGAGGGACCGGGCCACGAAGAAACACAUCGAUCAGGUGCUUACAUCAGCAAUCCGGACGGCGAACAAGUGGACUCCGAUGACGACGUCCCCGACUUGGUCUCCUACGCAGAGGAGGAAGAGGACGAGACGGGUGACACGGACUCUGAGGUCGCUCCCCCGACCGUGGCGCGGGCGCCCCUGGCGCCGCCCAUCCGCCGGGGCAAACUUAGAUUCCGCUCGGACAUGGCGCUCAUGGGCACAACUGCGUUCACCCAACUCUGCUAUAUGGACGACACCGUCUCCUGGCUGGAGCAAUUCCAGGAUCCGGAGGAAAACUUUCCGGCAGAUACGGAGCCCCUGUGUUCCCCGACCCGACCGUUCAGAAACGAGCCCCCGGACGAACCCAACCGGGGCAUCGUACUCUCUUCUCCGCAGGAGGUCCGCCGCUUCUUCGACGAAAUGGUGCAGCAGAUCUUGUUAGUCGAAGCGAAAGUGGAAGCAGGUGACGCCCACGAAAGGGAGAGGACAAAUGAUUGGGGGGAGGACAUUUUUGGAUUCGAGCUUCCGCAGGUCCGAAAAGCCACGGACUGCCCCGUGGUCGAGGCGAAACCGCUCCCCCGAUUGCCCCCAGAGGAGCAGUGGCAGGCCGUCCUGCCUCAACUACAGAUAGCAGAAAGUCUGACUCCGGAGCAAAAGAAGGAGCUGCUUGACGUCCGUAAGCGUCACCCUCACGCCUUCUCCAAAGAUCCAUCCGAUUUGGGGUUGGUAAAGGGGUACACUCACAGGAUCGACACCGGGGACAUCAAACCCAUUCGGGAAGGCCCCCAAAAUCACAGUCCUUUUGAAAAAGAUGAAAGUGACAGGCAGAUGACACCUAUGGAGGAUUACAACGUAGUCCGCAGGUCAAGCAGCCCCUAUGCAGCGGCUGUCGUGCUGGCACGAAAGAAAGGGGGCAAGUGGCGCUUCUGCGUCGACUACAGGAAAAUCAACCUGGCGACUGUACCAAAUCGGUACCCCUUGCCGCGCAUCAACUCCAUCUUCGACAAGUUGGGGCGAGCGACUUACUUUACUUCGCUCGACGCGCAGGCAGGGUACUGGCAGAUUCGGCUGCACCCGGAGGAUGUUCAAAAGACGGCGUUUCUUACCCACCGCGGCCUGUUCGAAUUCCUCCGGAUGCCAUUCGGCCUGACCGGAGCUCCAGGGACUUAUCAAAUGGUCAUGGACCAAACCCUGCAGGAGGAAAUCAGCGGGCCCAAGCCCUGCGUGACAGAGUACCUGGACGACACUCUGCUAUACUCCGACGACUUUGCGGAGCACCUUUCUGCGCUAGACACCGUCCUGACAAAGCUAGAGGCCAUCGACCUUAAGCUCUGCCCGAGCAAGUGCCACUUUGGCGCCAGCGAAACAGAACAUCUCGGGCACCUUAUCCGGCACAAUCAACUCUUGCCCACGCCGGAAAAGGUUCGCGCAAUUCGGGAUUGUUACGAACCAAUCAACCCUACGGAGAUUGAAAGCUUCCUAGGGAUGUUGGGCUAUAACAGGAUUUUCGUCCCCCGGUUCGCACAGCUGGCCAAGCCGCUUCACGACCUGACGAAAAUCGGAGUUCCCUUCGCCUGGGGCCCGCACCAAGCGGUUUCUCUGUGCGAAGUCGCCCGGGACGUCGACUUUAGCGAGGGGAUGGAAUAA